Messenger RNA from Sinocyclocheilus anshuiensis, 1064 nucleotides. Its product is annotated as NADH dehydrogenase [ubiquinone] 1 alpha subcomplex assembly factor 4-like. NCBI's taxonomy places the organism in Eukaryota, Metazoa, Chordata, Actinopteri, Cypriniformes, Cyprinidae. The record is from RefSeq and is a predicted model, not a curated record. The transcript has 3 exons. Gene Ontology annotation, cellular component: mitochondrion. Gene Ontology annotation, biological process: mitochondrial respiratory chain complex I assembly. Bases 59 to 628 code for a protein of 189 amino acids.
CCGUCGGGGGCAGUAAUGAGCGCUCAAUGCCUUUAGUACAGUGACAAGAAGAAGACGAAUGUCCUCUGUAGAGAUUGCAAACAUGGGCUCGAGGGUAACACGCCUGAUCCGAAACUUUAAUGUAGAGAAUCGCGCUCAUCGAGAAAUAAGCAAGACAAAACCUAAAACUGCACCACGACAUCCAUCAUCGAGCGGGUUUCCACAAGAAGACAUCGCGGCCACCAGCAUUUCAGAAGAGGUUCAACAGAGGAACGAUCCACUGCUGUCAAUGCUCAAGGACGUUUAUGUGGAGUCUAAAGAUCCUGUUUCUCAGGCUGAAGCAGUUCCUGUAGUUAAGAAGGUCGAGCAGAAGAUGCAACGCAGGGCGCUAAAGUACAGUAUACCGGGCGACCCCUAUGGGUUCUGUGAUGUCACUGAUGUUCCGAAAGGCAGACUGUCGCUUGUGGAAGCUUUAACUGCCCUGAACAAUCACAAACGCCUGCCUAAAACAUGGACUCCAGAGAAGCUGGCACAGGAGUACUCUCUGGACCCAAAAGAUGCCAAAGCGCUGACAGAUUUCUUUUUUCCUUUUGAUGUCAAAAUCAUUCCACCAAAAACAGAGGAGACUAAGCAGAUUAAGGAUUCUUAGCAGAUAUGAACAGACUCGAGCCGUCUCUGAAACACGCACAGUAUCUGAAUACAAGUGUUUUGACAUGUCGAUUGUAGUGUUUGUAUUAUUUGUUUUUGAAGGGCCUGUCAUAACUAUUUAUUAAUUUGUCGUCUCAUUUAAAGCAUGGCAUAUCCAAACAUUUAUUUUAGUAAUAAGAUAACCAAGAGAAGAUAAUAUAAACAUUACUGGACUAGAAAGGAAGUCUUGUCAAAUCAGAUCCGUUUCUAGUGUAAAACAUCAGUACAGCUUAUAAUUCUCAGUUAAUAUGUUGACUCAGAAAUGCUGCAUUAUAUUUGUGUGAACACUGCAGCUUCAAUCAAUGCAUCUGUUUUCACUGACAAUAAAUCCCUGCAUUUUGAUCCAGUGUACCGAAUAUGACAUUGUUUUACAAGGUGAACCAUUCUCUGCCAUUUUA